Molecule: messenger RNA, 305 nt
Organism: Blastocystis hominis
Lineage: Eukaryota; Bigyra; Opalinata; Blastocystidae
Exons: 3
Coding region: 9-302 (97 amino acids)
Biological process (GO): protein insertion into ER membrane
Cellular component (GO): endoplasmic reticulum membrane
Molecular function (GO): protein folding chaperone
Source: RefSeq, a predicted model, not a curated record
CAAACUCAAUGGAAGACGUAAGACGUCCAAGUUACUACAAAUCGUAUGAAAGAAAGCCUCAAACGGUUGAAGAUGAAGCGCCUAACCUUUACAGUAUCAUCUCGUUGUUUAUGGGCUUAGCGGCUGUCUUUUUCAAUUCUCGUUUACUUGGGUGGCUAAGUCUCUUUACUGGAGUGGCUUCUCUAACGUGGAUGAAAUUGGUCUCUGUAGAUAAGUUCAACAUUCUCGUGACGUUGGGUUUUGCUUUUAUGUCGAUGCUGUCUUCCUAUGUGAAAACGUAUUUUGAAUCGAUGAAGAAAUGAGGA